This is a messenger RNA of Salvelinus namaycush (lake trout), 1508 nucleotides long. Its product is annotated as zinc finger protein 2 homolog. NCBI's taxonomy places the organism in Eukaryota, Metazoa, Chordata, Actinopteri, Salmoniformes, Salmonidae. The transcript is spliced from 3 exons. The record is from RefSeq and is a predicted model, not a curated record. Gene Ontology annotation, molecular function: RNA polymerase II cis-regulatory region sequence-specific DNA binding; DNA-binding transcription factor activity, RNA polymerase II-specific. The coding region runs from base 1 to 1011 and encodes 336 amino acids. Gene Ontology annotation, biological process: regulation of transcription by RNA polymerase II.
AUGUCUAUAGACCAUGUUAAGGAGGUAAAAAUACACCAACAAAUACACACAGGAGAGAAGCCUUACUCCUGCUCUGACUGUGGGGGGAGAUUCUCUCGACGGAGCCACUUAAAAAGACACCAACAAAUACACACAGGAGAGAAGCCCUACUCUUGCUCUGACUGUGAAAAAUGCUUCACAACAUCAUCUGACCUAACAGUUCACCAGAGAACACACACAGGAGAGAAGCCUUACUUCUGCUCUGACUGUGGGAAGAGUUUCUCCCUAUUGGAUACCUUAAAAGCACAUGAACGUAUACAUACAGGAGAAAAGCCUUACUCCUGCUCUGACUGUGGGAAGAGGUUCUCUCAACAGAGCAACUUAAAAAAACACCAACGUUUACAUACAGGAGAAAAGCCUUAUUCCUGCUCGGACUGUGAAAAGAGUUUCUCCCAAUUGGAUAAGUUAAAUAGUCACCAGCGAAUACAUACAGGAGAGAAGCCUUACUUCUGCUCUGACUGUGGGGAGAGUUUCUCUCAACACAGCAGCUUAAAGAAACACAAACGUAUACACACAGGAGAGAAGCCUUACUUCUGCUCCGAAUGUGGGACGAGUUUCUCUCUACAGGACAGCUUGAAAUCACACCAACGUAUACACACAGGAGAGAAGCCUUACUUCUGCUCUGACUGUGGAAAGGAUUUCUCUCGACACAGCAGCUUAAAGAAACACCAACAUAUACACACAGGAGAGAAGCCUUACCCCUGCUCUGAAUGUGGGAAGAGUUUCACAACAUCAAGUGCUCUGACAGUUCAUCAGAGAGUGCACACAGGAGAGAAGCCUUACUCCUGCUCUGACUGUGGGGGGAGUUACUCUCGACUGGGAAACUUACAAACACACCAUCGUAUACAUACGGGAGAGAAGCCUUACUUUUGUUCUGACUGUGGUAAAUGCUUCACAACAUCAAGUGCUCUGACAGUUCAUCAGAAAACACACACAGGAGAGAAGCACACCAACGGAUUCACACAAGAUUAAAAUCUUAGGUUUUCGGUGGAUUGACAAUGGACCCCUGUUUUAAAGUAUCCUUUUUUGGUAACAAAAGGAGAGAAGCUUCAUCAGUUCUCUCAGACCAGCUAAGAUUGAAGUCACUCCAUCACUUAAUUCUCAUAAAAGAAGUGGUAAGUGAAUUGGAUCAAAUUAAGAAAGUGUAGAACACUCUAUUGUAAUCCUAUUGUUUCUCACUGUGAGAACCGUGCAGAGGAAAGGGAGAGUUACAGAAUGUUAGCCUCUCUUUACUGAUCAGUGUGCAUCUUGUCAGUUUUGGUGUGUUUUGUUAGCUUCUACCGCAAAGAUAUUGAGAUGACUUUGGAUUGGCUCUUAGCGUUGAUUACCCUCUUAGGUUUCUCUUGUUGAAACAAUGGAGUCUGAUGGUUGACUGGGUAGUACUGCUUCCCUCUAGUUUUCUGUGGGAAUGAGCAAGUAGACAACAUGUAUGAGAUAGAGAUGGUGUGAUGAUCAGUUUUUGGCAGUUA